AUGUUCAUCACUAACGAUCAUAUUGGGGACAGAAGUAGUUUAGAAGACUGGAGAAUCAAGGGAUAUGAUCCAUUGACCCCACCGGACUUAUUACAACAUGAAUAUCCCAUCGGUGAAAAGGCCAAAAAGAUCAUCGUUGAAGCUAGAGAGAAAGUAUGUGACAUUUUGAAUGGGAAGGACGACCGUUUAGUUGUAGUUAUUGGGCCAUGUUCUAUUCAUGAUCCAAAGGCUGCCUACGAAUACGCAGACCUUUUGAAGAAAAUUUCUGAUGAAUUAUCCGAUGAUCUAUUAAUCAUUAUGAGAGCGUACUUGGAGAAACCUAGAACCACUGUUGGCUGGAAAGGUUUGAUCAAUGAUCCAGAUAUCGAUAAUUCUUUCCAAAUUAACAAAGGUUUAAGAAUUUCUAGAGAGAUGUUCACCAGAUUGACUGAAAAAUUACCAAUCGCUGGUGAAAUGUUGGACACCAUUUCUCCACAAUUUUUGAGUGACUGUUUCUCUCUGGGUGCUAUCGGCGCUAGAACCACUGAAUCUCAACUACAUAGGGAAUUAGCUUCUGGUCUUUCUUUCCCAAUUGGUUUUAAGAAUGGUACUGACGGUGGUCUCCAAGUUGCUGUUGAUGCCAUGAGAUCUGCUGCACACUCACAUUACUUCUUGUCUGUUACUAAACCUGGUGUCACUGCCAUCGUUGGAACAGAAGGUAACGAAGAUACCUUUGUUAUCUUAAGAGGUGGUAAGACUGGAACUAAUUUCGAUGCUGAAAACGUAAAAAAGACGCAAGCCGAAUUGGUCAAGGCAAAGGUUGCUGAUGCUGAAGGUGUCCAAAGAAGAAUCAUGGUUGAUUGUUCUCAUGGGAAUUCAAAGAAAGAUUUCAGAAAUCAACCAAAGGUGGCUCAGUCACUUUACGAACAACUAUCAGCUGGUCAAAAUGCUAUCUGUGGUGUCAUGAUCGAAUCUAACUUAGUCGAAGGUAGACAAGACGUUCCUCCAGAAGGUGGCCGUGAAAAGUUGAUUUACGGAUGUUCUAUCACCGAUGCCUGUAUCGGUUGGGAAACAACUGAAGAUGUUCUAAGAUUAUUGGCAAAGGGUGUUAAAAACAGAAGAGCUCUUUCAAAGGCUUGA
Molecule: messenger RNA, 1119 nt
Organism: Kluyveromyces lactis
Lineage: Eukaryota; Fungi; Ascomycota; Saccharomycetes; Saccharomycetales; Saccharomycetaceae
Gene: ARO3
Product: 3-deoxy-7-phosphoheptulonate synthase ARO3
Exons: 1
Coding region: 1-1119 (372 amino acids)
Biological process (GO): aromatic amino acid biosynthetic process
Cellular component (GO): cytoplasm
Molecular function (GO): 3-deoxy-7-phosphoheptulonate synthase activity
Source: RefSeq, a predicted model, not a curated record